AUGGCAGACUCCACGUCACACGUUGAGCUGCAUACUUCCAACGAUAAUCUCAAAAAUUCUGUCAACCCAACCUAUGCGGCGAGCACUGAGACAAUUGCUGAUCCUGAACCGAAAGCAAGAUCGAAUCAACGGCAACCGAGAUCUAUGAAGGCGUGUUCCACGGCGAAGCCGGAACGAAAGUAUCCUUCUUCGGGAGAGUCGGGAGAAAGACCCAUCAUUAGGAGCUACCGAGACAAUCGCAAGGAAAGAAGAGGCCGUCGAAGGAGGAAUCGAGCGCAGCAACUCAACGAUACCAACGAACGGCUCGUUGCUCAGCACAUGCACGACGAGAUCAGGAUUCAGCACCUCAAGCGGCAAAUCAAGUCACGCUGGCUCCAGGAUGCGGAGUUCUUGGCUCGCAGACUGCAUUCGCGCGCACGGAGUGUCUGA
Molecule: messenger RNA, 429 nt
Organism: Penicillium nucicola
Lineage: Eukaryota; Fungi; Ascomycota; Eurotiomycetes; Eurotiales; Aspergillaceae
Exons: 2
Coding region: 1-429 (142 amino acids)
Source: RefSeq, a predicted model, not a curated record